AUGGUCGGAGAAACGGAGGUUGAGUGGCCCGACCCGAGACAGGUAACGCCGACAACACAACACGCGCGGCAAACCUUGGUCGGGAACUCGGAUUUCUUGGCCCUCGUAAGACGUUGA
This is a messenger RNA of Pyricularia pennisetigena, 117 nucleotides long. RefSeq lists its product as uncharacterized. The coding region runs from base 1 to 117 and encodes 38 amino acids. The transcript has a single exon. NCBI's taxonomy places the organism in Eukaryota, Fungi, Ascomycota, Sordariomycetes, Magnaporthales, Pyriculariaceae. The record is from RefSeq and is a predicted model, not a curated record.